AUGUCGGUUCCACCACAAGCAUUUGUAAAUAAAAAUAAGAAGCAUUUUCUUGGCAUUCCUGCACCACUUGGAUAUGUUGCUGGUGUGGGUAGAGGUGCCACUGGGUUCACAACUCGAUCUGAUAUUGGUCCAGCUAGAGACGCCAAUGAUGUGUCUGAUGAUAGACAUGCACCCCCAGCUGCUAAAAGGAAGAAAACUGAGGAGGAAGAUGACGAUGAAGACUUAAAUGAUUCUAAUUAUGAUGAAUUUUCUGGAUACAGUGGUUCUUUGUUUUCUAAGGACCCUUAUGACAAAGAUGAUGCAGAGGCUGACGCAAUUUAUGAAUCCAUUGAUAAAAGAAUGGAUGAGAAAAGAAAAGAAUACAGAGAGAAACGUCUCAAAGAAGAUUUAGAGAGAUACCGUCAAGAAAGACCUAAAAUUCAGCAACAAUUCUCCGACCUCAAGAGGGAACUGAAAACAGUAUCUGAAGAUGAAUGGUCAGCUAUACCAGAAGUAGGUGAUGCACGUAACAGAAAGCAAAGAAAUCCAAGAGCAGAAAAAUUCACCCCAUUGCCGGAUAGUGUGCUCUCGAGGAACCUUGGUGGAGAAUCUUCAUCUUCAAUUGAUCCAGGAUCAGGGUUGGCGUCUAUGAUGCCUGGAGUGGCAACACCUGGAAUGUUGACACCUUCAGGUGACUUGGAUCUCAGAAAGAUGGGUCAAGCCAGAAACACAUUGAUGACAGUGAAACUGUCACAAGUAUCAGACUCUGUGACUGGCCAGACUGUAGUGGAUCCAAAGGGAUAUUUAACUGAUUUACAGUCAAUGAUUCCAACAUAUGGUGGAGAUAUCAAUGACAUCAAAAAGGCCAGGCUUCUAUUGAAGUCUGUUAGAGAAACCAAUCCUAACCACCCUCCAGCGUGGAUUGCUAGUGCAAGAUUAGAAGAAGUUACAGGAAAAAUUCAAGCAGCACGUAACCUAAUCAUGAAAGGCUGCGAAGUUAACCCGAGCAGUGAAGAGUUGUGGUUGGAGGCAGCUCGUCUACAGCCACGCGACACUGCCAGAGCGGUUAUUGCACACGCUGCAAGAAAUCUACCCCAUAGUGUCAGGGUGUGGGUGAAAGCUGCUGACUUAGAACAAGAAACUAAGGCUAAACGUCGUGUAUUCCGUAAAGCUCUGGAGCAUAUACCAAAUUCGGUUCGUCUAUGGAAAGCUGCGGUUGAAUUGGAAAACCCUGAAGACGCCCGCAUUUUACUCUCUCGGGCUGUUGAGUGCUGUCCAACGAGUGUGGAACUCUGGCUAGCGUUAGCCCGAUUGGAAACGUAUGAAAAUGCAAGAAAAGUUCUGAAUAAGGCCCGUGAAAACAUACCCACUGAUAGACAGAUUUGGGUCACGGCUGCUAAACUAGAAGAGGCGCAUGGUAACACUCACAUGGUAGAAAAGAUUAUAGACCGAGCCAUAACAUCGUUGAGUGCAAAUGGUGUCGAAAUAAACCGUGAACAUUGGUUCAAGGAGGCUAUGGAAUCUGAAAAAUCUGGGGCUGUACACACUUGCCAGGCAAUAAUUCGUGCUGUUAUCGGCCACGGUAUUGACCCAGAAGAUCAGAAACACACAUGGAUGGAGGAUGCUGAAGCAUGUGCUAACGAAGGUGCCUACGAAUGCGCACGCGCAGUCUACGGUUAUGCGCUAUCAGUGUUUCCGUCUAAAAAGUCGAUAUGGCUGCGGGCGGCGUAUCUUGAGAAGCAGCACGGUAGCCGCGCUAGCCUCGAGGCGUUGCUGCAACGGGCAGUCGCUCAUUGUCCCAAGUCAGAGGUGCUUUGGCUGAUGGGGGCUAAAUCUAAAUGGCUCGCUGGCGACGUACCCGCCGCCAGAGGAAUCCUGUCGCUGGCUUUCCAGGCAAAUCCUAACUCUGAAGAGAUCUGGUUGGCCGCUGUCAAACUCGAGAGCGAGAACAAAGAGUAUGACAGAGCGAGACGGCUGCUCGCUAAGGCAAGAGCAUCGGCACCUACACCUAGGGUGAUGAUCAAGUCGGCGAAAUUAGAAUGGGCUCUUAACAAUUGCGAGGAAGCUCUUAAACUGCUAGACGAAGCGAUAAAGGUGUUCAGUGAUUAUGCCAAGUUGUACAUGAUGAAGGGUGAAAUUGAAGAACAACUUGGCAAGGAUGAUGACGCUCAUAACACUUAUUCACAUGGGUUGAAAAAAUGCGCCACCUGCGUUCCAAUGUGGAUACUUUUGUCGAGACUAGAAGAGAAAUUGAAGCAUGUCACUAAAGCUAGAUCCGUUCUUGAGAAGGCGAGAUUACGAAAUCCAAAGAAUGCAGAACUAUGGUUAGAGAGUGUGAGAUUAGAACGACGUAACGGCAGUGCUGAGAUAGCUAAUGCAGUGAUGGCGAAAGCGCUUCAAGAGUGCGGAACCGCGGGCAGGUUGUGGGCAGAGGCGAUAUUCAUGGAGUCAAGGCCGCAACGUAAAACGAAAAGUGUGGAUGCAUUAAAAAAAUGCGAACAUGACGCAUAUGUCCUGUUAGCGGUCUCACAACUAUUUUGGAGUGAACGAAAACUGACUAAAUGCAGAGAAUGGUUUAAUAGAACGGUCAAAAUCGACCCAGACUUAGGCGACGCGUGGGCGUACUUCUACAAGUUCGAGCUUAUACACGGCAACGAGCAUCAACAGGAGGAAGUCAAGUCUCGCUGCAAGACAGCUGAACCGCACCACGGCGAAUACUGGUGCAAGGUCUCCAAGGACAUAGCCAAUUGGUGCUUCAGUACGGAACAGAUUCUGCUACUCGUAGCUAAGAACCUACCCGUGCCUACGUGA
Molecule: messenger RNA, 2790 nt
Organism: Leptosia nina
Lineage: Eukaryota; Metazoa; Arthropoda; Insecta; Lepidoptera; Pieridae
Source: the annotation of a GenBank genome assembly